Molecule: messenger RNA, 1779 nt
Organism: Athalia rosae (coleseed sawfly)
Lineage: Eukaryota; Metazoa; Arthropoda; Insecta; Hymenoptera; Athaliidae
Gene: Rab14
Product: ras-related protein Rab-14
Exons: 7
Coding region: 222-878 (218 amino acids)
Biological process (GO): Golgi to endosome transport; defense response to bacterium; endocytic recycling
Cellular component (GO): Golgi apparatus; trans-Golgi network; phagocytic vesicle
Molecular function (GO): GTPase activity; GTP binding
Source: RefSeq, a predicted model, not a curated record
AACCAGUAGUUGUUCGCUGGCUGUAGUCUGCCAUAUUGUCUGUGGUAUACAAGAUUGUUAAAUAAUUUACUUCAUUAUACAAACAAAACUGUUAUUUGUAGAUAUAGCAGAGAAAGUUUAGAUAUCAGAAAAAAAUCGAUCUGACAGCAGAGUCUUCUGCUGAUUAAUAGAUCCCCAAUCUUAACUAAUAGUUUAAGAAAUACGAAAACAAAGGCAUCAAGAUGUCGGCAGGACCGUAUAAUUAUUCCUAUAUAUUCAAGUAUAUUAUAAUAGGCGAUAUGGGAGUAGGAAAAUCUUGUCUGCUCCAUCAGUUUACUGAAAAAAAAUUUAUGGCAGACUGUCCGCACACCAUUGGUGUAGAAUUUGGUACAAGAAUUAUCGAGGUAGCUGGUCAGAAAAUAAAGUUACAGAUAUGGGACACCGCUGGACAAGAACGCUUUAGAGCUGUAACUAGGUCGUAUUAUCGAGGUGCUGCUGGGGCUUUGAUGGUCUAUGAUAUUACACGGCGUUCUACUUACAAUCACUUGAGUAGCUGGCUGACUGAUACCAGGAAUCUUACAAAUCCAAGCACUGUGAUAUUUUUAAUUGGAAAUAAAUGUGAUCUUGAGGCACAACGUGACGUAACUUACGAAGAGGCAAAACAAUUUGCUGAUGAAAAUGGCUUGAUGUUUGUCGAAGCCAGUGCCAAAACAGGACAUAAUGUAGAAGAAGCAUUUUUGGAGACUGCAAAGAAAAUAUUCCAAAGCAUACAGGAUGGCAGAUUGGAUCUUAAUGCAGCGGAGUCUGGUGUACAGCAUAACCCCAGCCAACCAGGGCGCACCAAUUUGCAAGGAGUGUCUAGCGAACAGCAAGGAGGAAAAGAUUCCUGCCCCUGCUAGGCCCUCGAAUUCUGUAUAUAAGUCCACUAAUUCAUUAAUAUUAAUGAUGCAUAUAUUGUUUACAUUAACUAUAGUAACCCGUCAUUCUGCUGGAUCUUAUCUUUUUUUUCCAAACGGAAUCUUGAGCUGCACAGAAGAGAAAACGCACGUGUAUUGUGAGUUUUUUUUAUUCUUUUUUGUUGCUGAAUUUCCACCAUUUUUAUUUAUUUACGUUAUUUUUUUAGAAUAAAAUUAUCGUCCGAUUCCAAUUAGCUAUUCAUUUAUUUGUUGCAUAAAAAUAAAUGAAAUAGGUGGCAAUUCGGGCUCAACAGUAGGAGCACGAUUUGCUUUGUCUUGAAUACACCUAGUUAUGCUACUUGUUGAAUAGUUUUGCAGAAAUUGAAGAACAUUGAAUUGAUAAUGUAUAACCGCGUCUAAGUGAGAAUAAAUAUUGAUAAAAUAACGACUAUUUAUACCACGUUAAACACCUGAAUAUAAAAUACAGGACUAAUAUUGCGCUCCUAAUUGGAGAAAAACUUUUUCUAUACCUUCUCAACUUUUUCUUUCAAAAGAUGUACACAUUGUAACUGUAGAUCAAUGCUCUGAAUCAAGAAGUUUAUCACUCAUAAUCAGUCAAAUAUCUGAGGAAUCUGAAUCAUGGUGCGAGCCUGUGCAAGUCUCUGCGCAGGGCAUCAAAUAAAGAUAGAUUGCUCGCAGACUACUCUUGAGAGAAAAUGAAAAUCCUACCCAAAGAGUAUUUUAAAAGGAAUUUGAAUAGAUUUAACAGCAAAUUUGAGCUUACUGUCCUACUGUUAUGAGAUAUUACUUGUUCACGUUCCACUUAUCUUUAGACUACAUUGAAAGAUGUUAUAUGAAUGUAUGAUUAUGUUUGAUUUGAAUAGAGAUUUGAUAUUAAUGCAAA